Purpureocillium takamizusanense is the source of this 2850-nucleotide messenger RNA. Its product is annotated as oligopeptide transporter 6. The transcript has 2 exons. Gene Ontology annotation, molecular function: oligopeptide transmembrane transporter activity. The record is from RefSeq and is a predicted model, not a curated record. Gene Ontology annotation, biological process: transmembrane transport. The coding region runs from base 1 to 2634 and encodes 877 amino acids. Lineage: Eukaryota; Fungi; Ascomycota; Sordariomycetes; Hypocreales; Ophiocordycipitaceae.
AUGGCUCGCGCCAGGGUCGAAACCGUCGAGGACGCCGACGGCUCGCCUGCUGUUCAGGCCGUCUCAGAGGAGAAGCCGAGCCUGGUCCGCGUCAGGAGCCGCUAUGGCGACCAGAUCCCCCAUGAAAUGAUGGAGAGUCUCGCCCCCAAUGGCGAGGCCGAUUAUAUCCUGGACAAAAUCAACAACAUGUCCGAGGACGAGGCCAUUGCCAUCAUUUCCGAGUCGCUCGAGUUCCAUUCUGAUGACUGGAACUUCCCCUCGGACAUGCGCGAGCGCAUGCACAAGCUGCUUCUAGGACCGAAGGCGUACGGGGAGUUCUAUGACCGCGACCUGCGCAUCGAAGCAACCAUGAUGAAGCACUCGUCGCCCUACCCCGGCGUGCGUGCCGUCGUCAGCCCCAUCGAUGAUGAUGUGCCCAUCGAAACCUUUCGCGCUUACUUCCUCGGCAUUGGAUGGGCUGUCAUUGGCACCUUUAUCGCGACCUUCUUCAACUCGCGAUUCCCUGGCAUUAGUCUUGGCAGCUAUGUUAUCCAGAUCUUUCUCUUUCCAUGCGGCAAGUUCCUCGAAAGGAUCCUCCCUGAUUGGGGCUUCACCGCGUUUGGCUCGCGUCACACGCUCAACCCCGGGCCUUGGACGUUCAAAGAGCAAAUGUUUGCGACAAUUACCUACAACAUUGCCAUCUACACGACCAACAGCUACGGCAUGAUUCUUGUGCAGCGGUCUCCCGUCUACUACGGCCUCGACUUCAUCACUUUCGGGUACCAGCUGAUGCUGACCCUAUUCACCCAGCUAAUGGGUAUGGGUUUCGCCGGCUACCUCCGUCGAUUCAGCGUGUAUCCCGUCAAGGCGCUGUGGCCAACCUUGCUGCCCAUCAUUGCCAUGAACAGGGCCCUCACCAAAGAAGAACCGCGCGAGAACAUCAACGGAUGGACCAUCUCGCGCUUCAAGUUCUUCCUAUACGCUACCGCCGGCAUGUUUGUUUACUACUGGCUGCCUGGCUAUCUAUUCACCGCGCUGUCACAGUUCAAUUGGAUGACGUGGAUCGCCCCCGAUAACUUCCUCCUCGCUCUCCUGACAGGCUCCAACAUGGGUCUCGGCUACUUCAACCCCAUUACCACCUUUGACUGGAACGUGGCUACCUCGUCGUACGCAGCACUUUCCCAACCAUUCUUCUCCACGUGCACCAGUUACUUCGGCAGCAUCUUGGGCGGGCUCAUCAUUCUCGCCAUCUUCUAUAAAAACUCUUACAACACAGCGUACAUUCCAAUCAACUCGUCGUCAGCAUUUGCCAACGACGGUACUCCGUACAAGGUCCAGAAUGUGGUCACAAACAACAAGCUGGAUCCUGCCAAAUACCAAGCGUACUCGAUGCCCUUGUACUCGGCCGGCUACAUUCUCACUCUCGCCGCCAACUUCGUCUUCUACCCUGUCUACUUCCUCUAUAUGAUGUUUAACCAAUGGAAGACGGUGUCCAAAGCCUACGUUGACUUCUACAAAGGUCUUCGCUAUGGCAAGGGUAACUACGAAGAUGCCAUGGACGUGCACAGUCGCACCAUGGCUCGGUACAAGGAGGUGCCCGACUGGUGGUUUCUCGUCAUCUUCUUUGGUGCCAUCAUUGUCUCGUGUGUCUUCGUCACUAUUUACCCCCUCGACACUCCGGUGUGGCUCAUCUUUCUCCUCAUCGCCAUCAACCUCAUCUUCGCCGUGCCGUUGUCCCUGCUUUCCGCGACCACAGGUACCAAUCUGAGUCUUGGCACUCUUGUCCAGAUUAUCACGGGCUAUCUCCUGCCGAACAACCCCAACGCCUUCCUCUUCGGGCAGACGCUCGGCUCGUGGGCUUUGGCGGGCUACGGCGACAAUUAUGUGCAAGACCAGAAGAUGGCUCACUAUACCAAGAUGGCACCUCGAGCCGUUUUCCGCUCUCAAAUUGGCACCAUCAUCAUCACCUGCUUCGUGGCCGUUGGAACGCAGAACUUUGUCCUGAACAACGUCGAGGGACUCUGCACCCCUGACCAGCCGAGUCGUUUUACGUGUGCUGCCGACGGCGCACCUCUCUAUGCCAACUCGCUCAUGUGGGGGCUUCUUGGGUCGAAUCGCAUGUUUGGCCAUUUAUACCCGAUUCUCAAGUGGUGUUUCCUCAUUGGGGUGCUUGUCUCCGUCGUCUUUCUCGGGGGCCAGACCUACGGACCAAGGUACCUCCCGCAGGUCAAGGAGAAGCUGCGUCAAUCACUACGACCCAACACUUUUGCAAUGCUGGACAGGACACUGUUCUCCUUUGUCGCCUCGCUCAUGUGGCUCAACCCCAUUCUCAUCAUCCAGGGGAUCCAGCACUGGGCACCCUCCAACAUGUCGUACAAGACCCCCGGCUUCAUCCUCUCCUUUAUCUUCAUGUACUGGCUGCCACGACAUCGGCUGGCCUGGUGGUCCAAAUACAACUACACGCUGUCUGCGGCGCUUCAGGUCGGCGUGGCGGUAUGCGCCCUCGUGAUGUACUUUGCCGUGUCGUAUCACCCCAAGAGCCUCAAGUGGUGGGGCAAUACGGUCAGCGGCGCCGGGAUGGAUGGCAAGCAGAUUGGCAGGCUACCGAUUCCAGAGCGCGGUUAUUUCGGUCCUGAAAGGGGCACGUUUCCGUAGGGCUGAGACGACCUCAGACGACCACGGUUCAGGCCAAGGUGUUUGCUCAUAUGUUACAGAUUGGCAAAGUUGAGCCCUGGCUCAGUUUAGCAUCAGCGUCUUGGUACUGAUUCCAUCGGCGUAUCAGCGUCGAGACAGAGGUGUCUAUUUAGUUGAGAUCAUAGGCAGUACGAAAGACUGAGCACUCAGAUAUGGAAUUGGAUUUUUACAUACGAA